Messenger RNA from Cryptomeria japonica (Japanese cedar), 2007 nucleotides. RefSeq names its product ALBINO3-like protein 2, chloroplastic. Gene Ontology annotation, biological process: mitochondrial respiratory chain complex IV assembly; protein insertion into mitochondrial inner membrane from matrix. The transcript is spliced from 15 exons. The coding region runs from base 131 to 1768 and encodes 545 amino acids. Gene Ontology annotation, cellular component: mitochondrial inner membrane. Gene Ontology annotation, molecular function: protein binding; membrane insertase activity. NCBI's taxonomy places the organism in Eukaryota, Viridiplantae, Streptophyta, Pinopsida, Cupressales, Cupressaceae. The record is from RefSeq and is a predicted model, not a curated record.
UUCCACUUCAAUGCCCUAAAAUAAUGAUUUGAUUUGAGGGCAUACUACAUUUCCCACGAGUGUCGUCGAAGAGUUUAAAAAAAAAAUACAAAUCUGAAGUGAGACUGUCCGGAGUACCGACACCCAGGCUAUGGCGGGCAGAAUACUGUUUUGCCUUCGCCGCCGCCUUCUUUCAGCUUCUAUAUCCCCUUUUUAUCAUAUCAUUCAAUCUCAUUCACUAAUAACGUCAAAAUAUGCAUUGUCUGAAUCUCCGCCAACUAUAAUUUCACAGAGGAGCUUCUCCUGGUGGGGAGGCCACAGCAGAAAACCAGACCCAAAAUCUUCUCAUAAAUUUAAUCAAGAACAAGAAGAGGACAAAGAGGAAGAACACCAAGAACAUGGAAAUGAACGACCAGAGCCCUUAACUACAGAAUCUGAAACAUUUGGUUCUGGUUUUGAAGACGUUACGAAUGUUCUAGAUAACAGCUUAGCGAUGGAGAACGCAAGCCAUGGAAUAGGAAUGGGGUGGCAUACGCCUGUGGAGGCUAUGAUUGCUUUUCUUGACGGAUUUCACAACCUCACUGGCCUUCCCUGGUGGCUGUCAAUAGUUGCUUCAACUGUUGUCAUUCGAUCGGCAAUGCUUCCUCUGUCGAUUUUGCAAAUGAUAAAGACCAGUAGCAUUUUGAAGAUGAGAUCCAAAUUGGAACCAUUUCUACCAAUGCCUGGAUCAGAUUUUCUUCGGCAAUAUGCACUUUUUACACAUCAAAGGCGGGCUAUGGGAUGUCCAACUUUUUUGUGGUUUUUUGCAACCCCUGCCAUUCAGAUGCCUGUUUUCUUUUGUUCAAUGUUUGCAGUUCGGUGGAUGUGUACGGACUUUCACCCUGGAUUUGAUAAUGGGGGCGCUAUGUGGUUUCUUGAUCUUACAGAACAUAUACAUGGUUCACUCGGUGCUCUUUUCCCAAUUUCUACGGCAGGAAUAUUUUUACUUAAUGUGCAGCUAUCAUUGGGAGGGUUGGAAGUUGUACAUACUUCUAGAUUAUUAGAUGUCAUCAGAAAGUAUUACCAGAUAUAUUUGAAGUGUUUGACAGUGCCAGUCUUCAUAGUUGGAUUCUAUAUGCCUCAAGGCGUUCUCAUUUUCAUGUUAACCAAUUCCACCUUCUCAACAAUGCAGAUAUUGCUCCAGAAGCAUCUUGCGCACUCUAUGAUGUUAGGUCUAAGUGCACAUCAAAAGAAUCCCAAAAUAGCUCAGGCAAUAAGGCAGCUUAGAAAUGGAGAAAUGACAGACAAACUGUCCUCAGCUGACUUGCUUAUGGUUAGUGCUCAACAUGUAGCUGGGGGUCAUCUGGAAAGUGCUUUGCAAUUACUGAGAGUAGCUAUAGAAAAGGAUCCAGAAAGGUCAGAAUCCUAUAUUGCAAUGGGCACAAUUCAACUGAAGAAAAAGUUAUAUGAUGAAGCUGCUAAACAAUUUGAGCUUGCUAUUUCCAAGGCUACAAGUGAUAAUGUUUUGGUUGCUGCACAUCUAUAUGCUGGUAAUGCACUACUAUAUCAGGAAAAGAUGGUGGAAGCAAUAGCACAUUUAAGAAAAAUCACAGCACUUGAAGAGCCAGCAGACCCUAAGUCUAAAGAUCUUUAUUAUCGAGGAUUGGUCCUUUUAGCCAGCAUUUUAUUUAAGGAUGGCAAAAAAGAAGAAGCUGCACAGUAUUUACGAAUAGCUGCAAAGUAUGAUCCUUCAGUGAACGUUUAUUUGCAAGAAUGUGAAGAAACUAAGGACAUUGAACAAGGUCGAUAACUGCCCUUCGAUAGUACUGCAUUUGAACACGAAUCAACUCCCUUACUUUUUGGAUCUGGUUGUGGUUUCUUUGGUAUUCAAUGAUAUUAGGAGUUUAUACCUAACAGAAUAUAUGAUUUUCUAUCAUAUCCCAACUCGUAUUGUUUAAUUUAUGAUGUUAGUUAAGCAUGUUAUAAUGUCUCUAUUGAUUAAAUGAUGAAAAUGAUGCAAUAAAUAUGAGAAUUGUAUUUUUAUUAUGA